AUGGAAGAGACAAAAUCAAGAUUCAAGAGGAUAUGUGUCUUCUGUGGAAGCAGUUCCGGCAACAAACCUUCUUACCAAGAAGCUGCCACUCAGCUGGGUAACGAAUUGGUGGAGAGAAAGAUUGAUUUGGUAUACGGAGGUGGAAGCGUGGGGCUUAUGGGUCUCGUCUCUCAGGCUAUAACCGGUGAAACCAUCGGAGAAGUUAAAGCCGUCGCUGAUAUGCAUCAAAGAAAAGCCGAGAUGGCUCGUCAGGCCAACGCCUUCAUUGCUCUUCCUGGUGGGUAUGGUACGUUGGAAGAAUUGCUGGAAGUCAUUACAUGGGCUCAACUCGGAAUCCACCGUAAGCCGGUGGGUCUUCUUAACGUGGAUGGUUACUACAACUCGCUGUUGACGUUUAUAGACAAGGCCGUGGACGAAGGAUUUAUAUCACCGAUGGCUCGUAGAAUCAUCGUCUCUGCACCAAACGCUAAAGAGUUGGUUCGACAACUCGAGGAAUAUGAACCGGAGUUCGACGAGAUAACGUCAAAAUUGGUUUGGGAUGAAGUGGACCGGCUCAGUUAUGUACCGGGUUCAGAGGUUGCUACGUGA
Molecule: messenger RNA, 588 nt
Organism: Eruca vesicaria subsp. sativa (arugula)
Lineage: Eukaryota; Viridiplantae; Streptophyta; Magnoliopsida; Brassicales; Brassicaceae
Source: the annotation of a GenBank genome assembly